UCAUUUGUUUUACAUAUUCUUUAAAUGCACGCGAGAAGGGAAACGAAUGACGACGAUAGAUUUAUUUUGGGGGGUGAUCCGUCCUCAGUUUAGUCCAUUUCCGCUCUACAUAGGUGUUCUUCCUGGUUGUUGAUUCCUAUGUGAAAGUAGCAACAUUUCGGCCAUGAGCAAGUUCCAGUAGAAUGCACGCGACGAUUGGAAAAUCGCUCGAUAGCGUUAAAUCUAUGUAACGUUAGAAGCGCGCGCGCGCGCUCUUUUUUGCUUUCAACGCAUCUCAUUUUGCGCUGGAGGAUCCAUGCAAUGCAAUAUUCAUUAUGAUUAAGUCCAAAAUGCCCGAAUGCUGUGCCGCAGCAAACUGCAAGCAGAGAGCGGACCAGUCCAACGUUUCCUUCUUUAGUUUCCCGCUGGAUCCUGAUCGAUGUAAACAAUGGGUGGGUAACUGCCACAGACCAGAUUUGGUGACCAAAACAGCUGAAGAUUUACACAGGAACUAUAAACUGUGCUCAAAACAUUUUGAGACAGCAGUGAUAUGUCAGCAAGGUGAUCUUAAGUCUGUUUUGAAGGAUGAUGCCAUUCCUACUAUAUUUGAUUUCGCAUCUAACCAAGGCAAAACUCAAACUAGCAACAGAAAAAGGACAAGGGAGAAAGUCUCUACAGGAGAUGGGCCAAUUGUCACAAAGAAAACUAAAGGUGCCACUGAUAACUCAAACCCCUCUGUGACGGAGGCGGAAGUUAAAGUUGAGAGUGACUCAGCAGAGAACAUUGAAGCUCAAAAUCCUCCUGCACAGGAUGAAUCAGAGGAGGAUCCUGCUAUUUCCAAAGCGAAGGAAACUUUGAAAGACUACUUCAAAGAGACGUUAGCCUUCACUGGUUUCAGCAUCGCCAACAAUGCAUCUCUUAACUCGGUUAAGCCUUUGGGGAAUGACCCAGCUGGGCCGCUUUCAGUCAAUACCGUAUGUGCGGAGAAGAUCGACCAAAAAGAAGUGCUCAACUUGGGCGAAGAUGUGAUGCGUGAGGAGAUCCGCAAUAGCCUGCGCCUUGCACGCUUCUUUUCCAUACUUCUCCUGGACAAAAUAAACAUUGAGGGCAAGGAUCAGAUUCCUUUGUUCAUCCGCUCUGUCACAGGUGAAGGCUUCCCACAGAAACACCUCAUGGGAUUCCUUCCCUGUGACGUCGACUCUGACAGUCUGUUCCUAAUGCUCAUAUCCGAGGCCCGCAACAAGUGGGGCCUUCGGAUGGAGCACUGCCGUGGCUUCACCUACCUGUCAUCAGGUAGCAUGUGUCAGAAGCUGAAGGAUCUCGCCUGCAGGAUGUUGCGGGAUUUUCCACAGGUAGUUUUGUCCCCCAGUGAGCCCUACGCCUUCAACAUGUGGUUGAUUCGCUCCAUGCCUAUCCUUCCAAUUCAAGAUGUUGUUGAUACUGUAGAGCAGGUCGCUUCAGUUAUUAGGCAAUCAGAAACUCUGGCGAAGAAGCUUGAUACCAAGAUCACCGCUUCAUACAGCCACAUCAAAGGUGAGGUGGACCGAGUCAAGGAUUCUUGCCAGAACCACUGGGAAUAUGGCACAGAUGCUUUCCAGACAAUGCUUGAUAUCCUGGAGCCGCUUUUGAGCAGCAUUGGAGAGAUGUGCACCAGUGCCCUUUCAGAUGUGGAUGCAGACACUGUCGAAGGGCUUCUGAAGCUGAAAGAGAAACUGAAGAACUUUAAUUUCAUCAUCACUCUUGUGGUCUUGAAAAACACUCUGUGUUGUGUGAGCAUCCUGAACCCCAGCCUCAGGGGAAUAAUCAGCAUCAGCAGCACUUUACAGUACACCAUCUCAAACGCCUUAAAGCUUCUCACCAAACACAUGCAGGAGAUUGACAUCUUUCACAGGAAGUGGUUCUCCGACGCAUUGGGCAGAGCCAAGAAGUUGGGGGUGUCUGUCAAUUUGCCGGCGGAGAUGGUGACAAACGGGGAUGGAACGGAGAAACCACAAGUUUCGUUGGAGGAUUACUACAGGGAAGCACUGAGCAAGAAGGUUUUGCAAUACCUUGUUGAAGAAGUCAAAAGAGUCCUUGGCACUGAAAUGGCAAGAAUCCUCAGAUGGUUGUCAUUGGUGCCCUCAUAUAUGGCUGACCACAAUUUUAGCAUCCGCAAAGACAAAGUCGCUGACGCUAACCUGAAUAACUUGGCUCGUCCUGACUCCUUUUAUGAUGAGCUGGGCUGUUGGGAAGUGAAAUGGAGGCAUGCUAGCAAGCGAAGGAUUCUUCCCACUAGCGUGUUUGCGACACUCAAGAUCCCAGAUAUAGGCUUUUACCCAAAUGUACAGAGCCUGUUGAGAGUGCUGGGCACCAUCCCAUGUGUCCAUGCGGAUUCGGAUGUGUAUGGGCAGUACGACAUGGUUCUGGACCGGUAUCACACCUACAUGAAAGAAGUGCCAGUGGAAAAAAGACUGAGCAAUAUGGCCUUUGUUUAUGUCAAUCAAGACGUCCACUUUAGCAUUGAGGAAAUGGUUGAGGGGUAUGUAAAGAAAUAUCCGGAAAUCCUGCAGCUAUUACAGGAGGAUGAUGUAAUGGAAGUGCAACCAUCAGUUCCAGAAACCAGUGCAAAUGACGCUUCUAAAGAAGAUGCGGAAGAACAAAGAGAGAUGACCUUAAAUAUGGACGUCGAGAGACCGAAACCACCCGAGUGUUCAGAAACCGAUAAAGAGGCAUUAAAAUCUGCAUUACAGGCGGCUGUCUCUGCCGCAUAUAGCAGGCAAAGCAGACACACUCAGGGUGAUCAAGAUCAAGAAGUAGAAUACGUGACCAAAUCUGAGAUGAAUGAAGUCCUUAAAGUGUGUGAGGAUGUUGUUAGGGAUAGGAUUCUUUCAGAGGUCAGAAAUUCAUUCUUCUCCCUGUUUAUCGACAGAGUUGUCAGAUUUGGAGAGACUGACUACUUGCCCAUCUUCCUCAGAUUUGUUGACAGCUUCGAUGUCAUGCGGCUUGAGCUUAUGGGAUUUGUCGAGGUUACUCUCGACACCGAGGCCAUUUGCGAGCGACUUUAUGAUGUUGUCACCAAUGAGUGGAGUCUGGAUUUAAGCUACUGCAGAGGUCAAGCUUACCUUGGCUCUGGGGAAGUGUCCUACAAGCUCAAGGCUUUUGCUUGUAAAAUACAGGAGAAGUAUCCUCUCGCUAUAUGCACACAUUGCUCAUGUUACUCUUUCAAUACCUGGUGGUCAAGGUCGGUUCCAGUAGCCGCAGUCAUCAGAACCAUAGACACAUUAGAGGAGAUAGUGUCUUUUUUUCACAGCAUGCCUGCCCUUGAGAAACAGUUAGAUCAAGUCUUAGCCAUAGGCUUAAGAGAGAGCUAUGAGAAAAUCCAUGAGCUUCAAGGAAAAUUCUGCUCUUCUUGGCUUGAAAAGCAUGACUCUUACGAAGUCUUCGCUCAGAUUCUGGAGCCUCUGGCGCAUUGGCUAGAAAAUAUUGACAACUGUCAACCACAAAGAUGGAGUUUGGCGGUAUCCAACCGAGCCAAAAGACUACUUCAGUUAAUUCGGGACUUUGACUUCAUUGUGGCAAUCGUUGCGUUAAAGAAUGCCUCUUCCUUCACCAGAGAACUAAGUGCAGCGCUACAGAAAGACCAUUUUAGUGCUGCCUCGCAGCUCAGCCAGAUCAGUGGUAUUGUGGCCACACUUAACCGAGUGAAGACCAACAUCAAGGUUUUCCAUCAGAACUGGUUUGAUGAAGCUUGUUCUUUUGCUCAGAAUCUGGGUGUGCAGGUUAAAGUGCCUGAUAGUGUGAUUGUUCCGAGGGACAGCCUCUUGAAACCAGGUUCAUACUACAAAGAUGCAAUGAGCGUCCCGUUAGUUGACCACCUGAUAAACAUGGUGAAAGACUAUUUCUCUGAUGACCACAAGGAGGCUCUCAACUUAUUGUCCUUGGUCCCGUGCUCUGUGACGAUGAGCUAUGUUUUUGAAACUCUGAAGUCAAAACCUCCAUUGUACAUUGGUGACCUUCCAGAUCCUGACAAUUUCUUCACAGAGCUGAGCUGCUGGAAAGUGAAGUGGAAGACGAAAGUGGUUAGUGUAACCAUACCGGAGACCAUUUUUCAGACUCUGCGACUACCCCUUAUGCAGUACUUUACAAACAUCAAUACGUUGCUGAAGAUUAUGUGUGUGUUGCCAAGCACAGCCUUGGAAUAUUGUGGUGAGGUGAAGCGGCAUAAAAUGUAUCAGAACUACUUGAGCAACACCUCGCCCAUGGAUAGAUUGCCCUGUUUAGCCAUGCUUCAGAUCGGCACUGACUUUAACAGAGACCUGGACAGAAUGGUUGCUCAGUGCUUAAAGCUUACUCCGAAGACGCUGGAGGGUAUUUGCCUGGACAAAGAAUCCAAAACCUUAGGAAGGACUGCUGAAAUAAAAACAGAAGAUGACAUCCACAUGGAUGAAGUGGAGAACAGGGACACUCUGCAGGACAAAGACUCCAGAACACUAGUGGUGAAUUCUGAGAUAGCAGAAGCUGAUAUCCACAAAGAGGGAGCAGAGAGCAUAGAGACUCAGCAGCAGACUGAAAACGUAGCAGAAGUAGUUGCUGAGGACCAGCAUGUAAAGGUUAAAGAUGUGGAGCAGGUUGUGGAUGAGAAUGGACGUUCUGAUGAACCAACAGAUAACAUAAGGAACUGUGAAGAAGUCUUCAAACAGGCAGCCACACUUGCAAGGAGAAACUGCUCAUGGAUCGACCUUAACAAACCAGAGCAAGAUGCUGUUGCACAGAAACUUGCCUCAUGUCAUUGGGUACAGAAGGAAGGGACAUCAUUUUCAGAAGGAAAAAUGCUACAAAGUAUUGUGAAGGCCAUACGAGAAACAAUCCUCACUGAAGUUCAGGACUCUCCUUUCUUUUCCAUCAUCACCGAUAGAGCAAUCUCAGUGGGCACAGCAAAGUUCCUACCACUCUUUGUUAGAUAUGUAAAUCACUGCAUUCCUAAAGUGGAGCUCAUAGGUUUUCUGCCCUUUGAUGAAAGCUCUGAUCUCGAUUUGCAAGCUAAAACUCUUUCAACCACACUUGAGGAUGAGUGGGGACUUCAGAUGGGCUACUGUCGUGGCCAGUCCAUCAUGUGCAUUGGUACGGGGAGCCAAAGUCUCAGGAAGAUGGCUUUGGGCUUUUUAGAGAGCUAUCCGUUAGCGGUGAACACUCCCAGUGAGUCUUGUGGACUUGCCUACUGGCUGGCUUUAAGCCUACAGAAUUCCUACAUUACAAAGGUUUUGGAGACAGCUGAGGAUCUGCUACAGUUUUUUGACCAGUCACCCAAAUUGGAGAGUGAGCUUGCCAAAACCAUGGAUGGGCUUCUGAAUACCCCACGGGAAGCACUUGCAGAGAUCCCAGAGACCUGCUUGUCUAGAUGGAAAAAGAGGGAAGACUUUUUCGAUAUUCUGGUGGACAUGCUAGAGGGUGCCCUGAAUUGUUUAGAUUCUGUGAGCACCAACUCCAGCGGGUCAUGGAGUAGUAGCAUGUCACUGCAUUCUCAGACGCUGUGCACAGCUAUUAGACGGGUCGAUUUUGUCAUUCCCUUAGUGAUCUUGAAGAACGCCUGCGCUCCCUUGAGGAACUGCAGCACUGUGUUUCGAUGCGGAAACCCGGCUGACAUUAUUUGUGAGCUUGAGAAGAUCAUGCCAAUAAUAGAUUCUCUUAGCAAAAUGUUGGACAAUGUGAGUGCGGUACAUUCUACCUGGUUUGAGGAGGCUGUGGAGCUUUCGACUAAGGUUACAGGAUUGCUGUCAUAUCCAGAAUCUGUUAGUAGCUAUGAUUCACCCGAAGCGUUCUACUUGGAGGCAGUUAGCUUACCAGUUCUAAAUGGUUUGAUUGAAGAAAUGAAGUUUAACUUCUCUGAGAAUCACCUAAAAGCCCUGAAAGUUUUGUCCCUUCUGCCAACGUGCAACCCUCUUCCCAUUCUCCCAGAAUCCACAGAUAAACUGCACACAAUAUACCUGAGUGAUCUCCCUGAGCCAGAAACAGUUGAAGAAGACAUAAACACCUGGGCCACAGUAUGGAGGGAGAAAUAUCAAGAUGUUUGUCCUCCCACCUCCAUCUCUGAGACUUUGCUCCAUAAUGAAGCCAAAAACCUUCCAAACAUUGCUACCCUUCUUAAGCUUGUGGCUGUGCUGCCUAGCAUUAGCAUGGAGUGUGAUCUAAUGAAGACAACCCUAAAUACCUUCAGGACCUUGCUUAGAGAUGGUAUCUUCAGCGGAGGUAGCAAGACUGAUGCAGUCAUGCUUCUUAUGCAUCGCCAGACACUACAGAGCCUGGAGGAGGUGAUUGAGAAAUGCGUGGAUGGUGAUCCAGAAAGUCAACAAUUUCUUGCUCAGGUAAAAGCAAGAGUUAAUCACCUGAGAAUGGAAGGCGAGGUGAUUGCCAUGGCUCCACAGGAGAUGGCUGUGGAUACAAAUGGUUCUGGUUAUCCACAAGAGGCAAAGGAUGCUGAAACCGAUGUUAAAACUGUUGCUCCUGAGGAAAUUCCAGUACAAACCAGUGAAAAAGAAAGGGCUGAAGAAAUACCCAUCAUAAGUGCACCUGACCAGCCAUCAUGUGUAAUGCCCAUCAGUUCAGACAAAACUUCAGCUCAAGUCAUCCCUGCUUGCAGCUCUCUGCCAACCAGCACAACUGACCAACCAACAGAAUCUGUCCAUGAUGUAACUGCGCAGUCUAAUAAAGACCGGCCAGUUAGCAUUGUUCAGUUAGCAUCGGUUGACCAAAGUGAAACUGAGCAACCCAUGGAAGUUGAUCAGUUUGUAGCAACAGAACCAAUUGAAACAGACAAGCCAGCAACAGAGAAACAAAGUGAUUCAUCUAUAAAUGCUCAAGAUGAAGGUUGUCACACAGUAGCAGAUGGUCAGUUAAUAUCAGAGGAUCAGACUGAAUCUUGUCAGCUCAUUGCAGUUGAUUACAGUGUAAAUAAUCAGAUGGUGUCCGUAGAUCAAAGUGAAACUGAUCAAGUCAUGGAAAUUGAUGAGAGUGGAAAUGAUACAGCUGCAGUUGAAGAUCAAGCUGGAAAUGACCGGACAGAAACUGGGGAACAACGUGUAGUUGAGCAGUUGACAGUUAGUCCAGUGGAAACUGAUCAGUCUACAGUAAAAGGUCAGGAUGAAGCUUGUCAGAUAGUUACAGAGAUAGACGAUGAAGGUAAAACUGGUCCGUUGAUACCAGGGGAUCAAAUUGAAUCUCAUGAAUUUGAAGCUGUUGAUUGCUCUCACAAUGAACCUUCUGCAGCAUCAGGUCAGGGUGAAACUGAUCAGUCAGAAACCAAAGAUCAGACUGUAAAUGAUCAGUUCAUGUCAGAUGGCCAACUUGGAAUUGAUCUGUCAGUAGUAGAAAGUCAAGAUGAGGCUGUUCAGAAAGAAACUGGGUUAGCAAAUGAAGGUGAGUUAAUACCAGGGGAUCAAAGUGAAUCUAAUCGGCUCAUUGUCGAUAAAUCUGGAAAUGAACAGUCCUUAACAGCGGAUCAAAGUGUAACGGGUCAGUCAGAAAUAGUAGAUCCAAGUGUAACUCAACAGAUCAUGGUAGUUGGUGAAGUUGAAAAGGAUCAUUCUGUAGUAGAGGGUGAAGAUGACACUGCUCAGAUAGAAACCAGGUUUGCAAGUGAAGGUGAGACUAGUCUGUUAGCAUCAGGAGAUCAAAGUGGAUCCGAUCAGCUCAUGGUAGUUGACUCUGGAACUGAACAGUCUUUACCAGCAGAUCAAAGUGUAAUGGGUCAAUCAGAAAUAGUAGAUCCAAGUGUAACUCAACAGAUCAUGGUAGUUGGUGAAGUUGAAAAGGAUCAUUCUGUAGUAGAGGGUCAAGAUGACACUGCUCAGAUAGAAACCAGGUUUCCAAGUGAAGGUGAGACUAGUCUGUUGGUAUCAGGAGAUCAAAGUGGAUCCGAUCAGCUCAUGGUAGUUGACUCAGGAAAUGAACAGUCUUUAACAGUAGAUCAAAGUGUAAGGGGUCAGUCAGAAAUGGUAGAUCCAAGUGUAACUCAACAGUUCAUGGUAGUUGGUCAAGUUGAAAAGGAUCAUUCUGUAGUAGAGGGUCAAGAUGACACUGCUCAGCUAGAAACCAGGUUUCCAAGAGAAGGUGAAACUAGUCUGUUAGUUUCAGGAGAUCAAAGUGGAUCCGAUCAGCUCAUGGUUGUUGACUCUGUAAAUGAACAGUCUUUAACAGCAGAUCAAAGUGUAACGGGUCAAUCAGAAAUAGUAGAUCCAAGUAUAACUCAUCAGUUCAUGGUAGUUGGUCAAGUUGAAAAGGAUCAUUCUGUAGUAGAGGGUCAAGAUGACGUUGCUCAGCUAGAAACCAGGUUUGCAAGUGAAGGUGAAACUAGUCUGUUAAAAUCAGGAGAUCAAAGUGGAUCCGAUCAGCUCAUGGUAGUUGACUCUGGAAAUGAACAGUCCUUAACAGCAGAUCAAAGUGUAACGAUUCAAUCAGAAAUAGUAGAUCCAAGUGUUACUCAUCAUUUUCAACUUGACCAAUUACCACAAACUGUUGAUUCUGUUGUAGAGGGUCAAGAUGACGCUACUCGGAUAGAAACCAGGUUUCCAAGUGAAGGGGAAACUAGUCAGUUAAUAUCAGGAGAUCAAAGUGGAUCCGAUCAGCUCAUGGUAGAUGACUCUGGAAAUGAACAGUCCUUAAUAGCAGAUCACAGUGUAACGGGUCAAUCAGAAAUGGUAGAUCCAAGUAUAACUCAUCAGUCCGUGGUAGUUGGUCAAGUUGAAAACGAUCAUUCUGUUGUAGAGGGUCAAGAUGACACUGCUCAGACAGAAAAUGGCUUUCCAAGUGAAGGUGAGACUAGUCUGUUAGUGUCAGGAGAUCAAAGUGGAUCCGAUCAGCUCAUGAUAGUUGACUCUGGAAAUGAUCCGUCUUUAACAGUAGAUCAAAGUGUAAGGGGUCAGUCAGAAAUGGUAGAUUCAAGCGUAACUGAACAGUUCAUGGUAAUCGGUCAAGUUGAAAAUGAUCAUUCUUUAGUAGAGGGUCAAGAUGAGGCUGCUCAGACAGAAAACGGGUUUCCAAGUGAAGGGGAAACUAGUCAGUUAGUAUCAGGGGAUCAAAGUAGAUCUGAUCAGCUCAUGGUAGAUGAUGACUCAGGAAAUGAUCAGUCUGGAACUGAAGAUCAAGAUGUAACCUGUCAGUCAGUGACAGAAGAUCAAAGUGUACCGGAUCAGUUCAUAGCAGUUGGUCAAGUUGAGUCAGAUCAGUCUAUAGUUGAUGGUAAAAGUGAAGCCGGUCAGACAGAAACUGCAUUUCCAAAUGAAGUUGGAACUAGUCAGUUAAUUUUGGGGGAUCAAUGUAGAUCAAUGCAGUUCAUGGUAGUUGACUCUGGAAAGGAUCAGUCUGUAAUAGCAGAUCAAGGUGGAAGUGGUCAGUCUAUGUUACCAAAUGAAGUUGGAACUAGUCAGCUGGUUUUGGGGAACAAUGUGGCUCUGAUCAGCUCAUGGUAGUCGAGUCUGGAAAUGACCAGUCUCUAACAGCAGAUCAAACUGUAACUGAUGCAUUUGUGGAAGAUGCAACUCAUCAGCCUAUAGUGGAAGAUCAAAGUGGGUCUGUGUUAGCAGAUAAUGUUGGAACUUGGCAGGUAGCAUCAGAGGAGCAAAGUGGAACUGAUCAACUUGUGGCAGAUGUGCCCCAUGGUAAUAAUCAGUCUGUAGCAGAAGCUCAAGGUGGAACCGUUCUUGCAACUGCAUUGAAUCAAAGUGUACCAGAUCAGUCUGUGGAACUUAGUCAAGUUGGAACUGACCAGAUAGUACCAGGGAAUCAAAGUGAAAUUGAUCAGUUUGGCCCUGACCAGCCUAAAGUAGCUGCAGAAGUUAGCACAAAUCAGUUCAAUUCAGCGGCUCCAAAUGGCUCAGGCCAAGAAACCGCGGCAGUACGCAUUUGCCUUUAUCAGCCAUCUGCAAUAACUCCAAGUGUUACUGACUGCUGCACACCUGUUUCCCCUGAAGACAUUACCGAUCAUGCCAUAGUAGCAGCAUCA
This is a messenger RNA of Pimephales promelas (fathead minnow), 9955 nucleotides long. RefSeq lists its product as uncharacterized. The record is from RefSeq and is a predicted model, not a curated record. NCBI's taxonomy places the organism in Eukaryota, Metazoa, Chordata, Actinopteri, Cypriniformes, Leuciscidae.